Messenger RNA from Fusarium proliferatum ET1, 1071 nucleotides. RefSeq lists its product as uncharacterized. Lineage: Eukaryota; Fungi; Ascomycota; Sordariomycetes; Hypocreales; Nectriaceae. The coding region runs from base 1 to 1071 and encodes 356 amino acids. The record is from RefSeq and is a predicted model, not a curated record. The transcript has 3 exons.
AUGAACAUCAUCACUCACGACAUCGUCCCUGGUGGCGAUCUCUGCAUCAUUCUUAAGGAACCAAACACACAGAGAGUUCUGCCAGAUGUCUCUCUUCGCCAAUACCAAUACAAUAUGCCAGACUACCUGCCCGACCAUGAUCGUCUCGAUGCUCCGCCUAUGAUUUCUCCUCUUCCCUAUUUCAGAAUUCACGACGAAGAACCCGUCGAAAUCCGCCUUCGCGUUUCUUCUGCUCAUAUGACUCUCGCUUCACCCGUGAUCAAGAAGAUGCUCCAAGGUCCAUGGACCGAAAGUGCUGAAAUUGGCUCUCCUGACUCUGUCAACACUUCCUCUUCCCCGAGCACAUCAGUUCGUGAAAUUUCUACCAUCGGAUGGAACGCAGAUGCUUUGGUCGCUCUUCUCAACAUCAUCCAUUGCCGUCACAGCGAUGUCCCAACCAAGGUCAAUCUCAGCUUCUUUGCUGACUUUGCACUUAUUGUUGACUACUACCAAUGUGAUAGAGCCGUCCUAUGCUUUCCACUUCUGUGGCACAACUCCCUCUACAGGGCCCCCGAGGGAUUCGGAAGGAAGCCUAUCCUGUGGCUGUACAUUAGCUGGGUCUUCUCCUGGCAUGAAACUUUCCCCGAUAUGGCAAUGUUGAUCUGGAAGCAUGGCGAGGGUCUGGACCUUGUCAAAACCUACGAUCUCCCUCUUGCUGAGAUCCUCGAGAAUCUAGAUAACAAAAGACAAGAGGCUAUCAAGACAGUCUUGGGGGAGCUUGACAACAUCAUUGGAGAACUUCAAGAGGACCAGUUCGACGACACAUUCUGGGGGGGUGGUUGGGGGCAGACUGACCACGCACGCCGUUGUAUGACGCUGGGUUCAGCACUGCGAGAGAAACGCCGACUGGACAAACUAGAUCCCCCUCUCACAGCUCCAUACACCGGAUACCCUUUCUCUAAGAUGAUCAGCAUGGUCCAUGAGUUUCGUUCAAUAGAUGGGCACGUAGAGGACCAUGAAGAGUACGUAUCCGAUGACGGAGAUGGAUGGGGCCCAGUGCCAGAACAGGAACAGAGUCCCAAAAGCGACUGA